AACUGCUGAUCGGACGUUUACACAGGCGUAUAGAUCCUUCAUAUUUUCCUGGAAGAAGAGGAUACGAAGAGGCACGUUUCACGCGCUACUAAACAUUCUCCGAAUAGGCGAAGGCCAGUAAAGUUCAAGUGUGAAGAAUUAAAGAAGAACAGAUUGUAUAUAUAAAACGAGUCGAGCGGCAUGCAACGUUCCCAGUCCGCCCGCUUCUCGCACACGCUCCGCGGCAGCGGUCCGUUAACGUGGAUCGUCUUCUACACGAAUAAAACAGAAGAUGAUCAUUUCAUGAUGAAUAGAUCUACAAGAAUUGGAGUUGUAGCCUACGGAUCACUGUUAACUGUGAUUACAGCCUUACUUCACCUAAUAUUACUAGGUUUACUGAUUGCUUCCAUAAGGCUAAGAACUUGGAAAGCGUCUCAUUGGCUUAUUGUACAAUGGAGUAUUUCCACUCUCUCUUUAGGUUUGGCAACUUUUCCUCUUACAGUCACUAUUGAAAGUACAGAGAAAUGGCCAUUAUCUGAUUAUGCUUGUCGCGGGUGGCUAAUUGCAAAAGUGAGCCUACAAGCUAUUAGCAUGUGGACCUUAGUGGCGAUUACGGUUGAUAAAUGCGUAUACGCUGUUCAACCGUUAUCCUAUCCGAAACGAAUAACUGGAUGGAAAAUUGGAAUUUUAUCAUUUACAUCCUUGUUCUUUGGUGUUUUGGGAGCCGUGCCUACUAUGCUAAAUAUGGGAUUGGAAGAGUCGGUUUUAGUUGAGGUGUGCGCCUUAAGAAUGACCAAAGUUCACGCUCUUGCUACUGCUGGCCUAGUCUACAUUAUACCGGGCGUUGGUAGUUUACUCGGAUGCGUUUCUGCCGUCUGUUUAUUUACUCGAGCAAGAAGAUAUCCUCCUGAACAAUGCUGUCAUCAUAGAUCCUCACCUUGCGACAAAGAUCGUUGUUGGUUGGAUGUUCUAAGUAAUGAACUAAGGCUGGUUCGUCAUUCUGUUUGCGUAAUAGCAUCGGUAUGCGCAGUCUACGUACUCUUAUGGUCGCCUUUCUACAUUUUCUAUGUAUGGAUACCAUUCUGUGAGGGACAUUGUUUAAAUCCGAUAGCAUGGUGUACAAUGCGAUGGAUAGGACAUUCAGCAGCAGCUGUUGCAACGGGAUUUUGGUUCAUGGAUUCGAGUGUUAGACAGACGAUUUCAGCUUUGAAAUCUUCUAGCAAAGGACACUACGCCGCUACAGCCUCGGAGGAUUAUAGUGAAAUCGAUCAACCCUUUGUUGCAAAAAUAAGAUCUACGGUCACUUUAAGCGGUCGUCAAUCCAGCCCUCUACUUUUUUCGUCGGCAGCCGCUCACCAGUCAAUUUCAUCUGACGGCUCGUGGAGAAAUACACCGCCUAAACAGAACGGACCAUCAAAUAUUCGAUUAGGAAUUUCUGGCUUGGGAGAUGUCAAAUUCUGAAACUAUAAAAUGAAAAGACAGUUUAAGAGAGAUAGAAUGAAAGAUAUGAAGGAACAGUCUUUAACUAUUUGAAGGGAAAAAAGAAAAAAAAGUUAAAAUGAGGCAAGAAGCGAGGGAAGAUUUCCUCCUUUUGUAAAGUAAAUAGUGUAUAUAGACUCUUGAAUUUACAAGUAUUGACUAAUAUUGUAAGUGUAUAAGUCUAUAAGACAAAUGUAAGCAUAAAUUUUGUAUAUAGUCUCAUAAGAGUACGCGUAUUCUUAGAUAGCAAUAUCACAGUUCGGAAGUGACUCUGUUUGAAAGUAUUUACUUUCUUACAAAACAUCUAGACGCUUCUAUUCGUUGUGCAUAUGUUUCAAGCUAUAAAUCUGACUAUAUUGGUUAAGACACCAACUAAUUUAUCAUCCUAUCUAAACAACUGUGAAAUAAAUGUUUCUAUAUAUGUUCGUCUUAUACAGUAUAUCUGAUAUUGAAGAUAAUCAAUUUAAUAGUUUUGAUAAAUAUAUUCUGAAAGUUUUUGGAAUAUAUUGAUUACGCAGCUAUUCUAGUAUUUAUUUUUCUUAUAGCAGAUAUGAAAGUAUAGAGUGAAAUAGUUCUUGCAUCACUGAUAUUACUGUCUAUUUAUUCUACUUAUGUAUCUAGAUCACGUAGUGAUGCCUAGUUUAAACAUUAUAGAUCAGAUAUAAUGUCAAAUGCAAUAUUGAAAGUCUAGUACUAAUACGAUUUAUCGAUUUCAACUUCAUUUAACAUACUGAUGCUAUUUUUAUAUAAAAAAAAACGCGUAUCUUUGUUUAUUCAGGUACAAAUCGUUGUUAUAUACAAUUCAUUUCUCUCUUUUAAUCAUUACUUCUUUUUCUACUGUUACACUUACUGCACUGCUAAAAUAGUAAAGCAAAUUAGUACUGUUUCCAUAGGCAUAUAAAGGGUCUAUAAAUUCUAUCUCAAAGAAAAAUACUAUUGAUUUGUAAGCAAAAUGAGGAAAGAUCACACUCAUAUAUAUAUAUAUAUAUAUAGUAUAUAAAUUCGG
This is a messenger RNA of Dimorphilus gyrociliatus, 2464 nucleotides long. The record is from the annotation of a GenBank genome assembly. NCBI's taxonomy places the organism in Eukaryota, Metazoa, Annelida, Polychaeta, Dinophilidae.